AUGGAUUUCAUUAAAGAAGCCAUUUGUGAUAAUAACGAUGAAGUGUAUAAAUACCUUCUCGGCUGGAUUGCAUCAAUGAUUCAACAUCCUGGAAUCAAGAAUGAAACAGCAAUUAUUUUGAAAGGACUUCAGGGAACGGGUAAAAACAGAUUCACAGACAUUAUUUCUGAACUCCUCGCUGGUUAUUCAUGUAAAAACAUUACUGAAAUAAGUGAGCUAACGGGUAAUUUCAACUCAGUUGUUGAAAAUAAAAUGUUUCUUGUACUUAAUGAACUCAAGAAUGUAGGUGAAGACAGACUCGCAAACUUCAACGCUUUGAAAUCAAUUAUUACGGAUAAUGAGAUUAGAAUUAAUGAAAAGAAUCAACCCAGAAGAACUGCUCAGAAUGUUGCAAACUUCAUUUUCGUAACUAACAACGUCUACCCUGUCAAAAUUGAAGUUGGAGACAGAAGAUACGUAGUUUUAAGGGUUAAUGGUAAAUUCAAGGGUCAAUUUGAUUACUUCAAGAAUUUAAUGGAUUCAUGCACAAAGGAAUUUUAUGAUAACCUUUUAACAUAUUUUAUGCAAUAUGACCUUUCAUCAUUUAAUGUACGAAUCAUACCGAUGACUGAAGCCAAACAAGAUUUAAUCGAGUUAUCAACAAAUCCUUUAGAUGAAUGGAUAAAUACACAUUAUGAUGAAUUAUGUGCAGGUAUGACGUGUAAAAAUGCUCUAUUCUGCAAACCAUCAGACAUGAAAGACAAGAAUUUCCAAAUGAGCAUUAAGGAUAAAUGUGAAAGGAAACAAAGAAAAAUAGAUGGUAAACAAACAUGGUAUUAUGUUUUGAAAGAAGAAAUGAAAGGAUUAUAUAAACAAAUUGAACCAAACGAUAAUGAGGAAUCAUUUACUGACGAUGAAAUACCUGUGAAUGAAGCUUUAUAA
This is a messenger RNA of Trichomonas vaginalis G3, 921 nucleotides long. RefSeq lists its product as uncharacterized. NCBI's taxonomy places the organism in Eukaryota, Parabasalia, Trichomonadida, Trichomonadidae. The record is from RefSeq and is a predicted model, not a curated record. The coding region runs from base 1 to 921 and encodes 306 amino acids. The transcript has a single exon.